AUGGCGGGCGCCGUACGAAACACCAUCUUCAACCCUCUCGUGGCACUCUUGGAAAAUGUCGUCUCCAGCGCAAACGACGCAUCCACGCCCGAGGCGACAGGCGUCCUCACACCCGUUCUCGCAGGCUUCAUCCAGUCCACGUUGCGUCAGAAGACGCUUUCAUUUGAGCCCUUUGCCGUCGACUUCCUCCAGACAAUGCUGGGCAUGAGGGAGAUUUCGUAUCGGGCUUUCCGCGGAAACCCUCAGCCUGUGCUCGAGUUCUUCGACGCCCUGCAUGUCACCGUCCGCGGCAAGCCUCUGCAUCGCAUGAACGCGAAUGCGCUCAGCUACAUCUCAUGUCGCCUAGACGCCAUGAAGGGUACUCGCGAGAUCCCCGUCGAGAACCUCUACCUCUGGCUAAGGGAGCUCAUGACCAUGGCCACUACCACAGCGCUCAUGGGUCAGAGCAACCCCCUGCUGCAAGAUGCAACGCUCGUGGAAGACCUUUAG
Molecule: messenger RNA, 489 nt
Organism: Purpureocillium takamizusanense
Lineage: Eukaryota; Fungi; Ascomycota; Sordariomycetes; Hypocreales; Ophiocordycipitaceae
Exons: 1
Coding region: 1-489 (162 amino acids)
Source: RefSeq, a predicted model, not a curated record